Stegostoma tigrinum is the source of this 2227-nucleotide messenger RNA. RefSeq lists its product as uncharacterized. The record is from RefSeq and is a predicted model, not a curated record. NCBI's taxonomy places the organism in Eukaryota, Metazoa, Chordata, Chondrichthyes, Orectolobiformes, Stegostomatidae. The transcript is spliced from 2 exons. Bases 449 to 982 code for a protein of 177 amino acids.
CUGGGAGCUAAACUAACGGAAUGGUUUUUACCCUGAUUCGGAUCUGAGCCCCAGCACUCCCGUGUCCUCCUGUGUAGUGGCUUUGGUUCGAAGUCAUCAUUGCUUCAUUUUGUUCUGUCUUUGCUAUCUGUUGCUGCCUGAAACCCCAUUCAAGACCGAACACUGAGCCGGAUGAACAUCGAAGCAGAUCCUCUCACUGGUAAGCUGUAGACUGACGCUGACCAGCUCAGAGUUCUCUCUAACACAUGCCGCACAUGCAGUCAGUUAUCGCUCUCUGCCUGUCAGUCUGCGUUCAACAACACCAAAACCCCAGCCAGUCACGGUACUGAGCCCAGUUCUCCCAUUCUGGACUGAGCCACAGCGCCGUUCCCUGUUUGUAGAGGUUGUAAAGCAAUGCUGUAGAGAUUUGCGAUCUCCACCUGGGCUUUCUUUCCUCUCAUGUGGCAACAUGAGCCAGUGUAACGGGACGGCGAUCAGCUUUCUGUCUCGGAUUUUACCCGCUGUGAACAAGACGGCGAAUUUGCUACAAAAAGCUGUGGAGACGACCACGUCGGCGGUGAGUUGGCUGGGUCCAGAAGAAGGCGAUUAUAAUCCCGCAGGGAAUGUCACCAACUCCACCGGGGACAUGGAGCACCUCUUCCGGUAUUCAUUCUCCGACAAUGGAUUGCUGUACAAGGAAUAUAAAGCCCCGGCUCGGGACGCCAUCCCGUUGCCAAAGGCUGUGCUUUACCUGUUGAUGGCAGCCUUAGUGGUGGUGGCUGUGGUUUACGCUAUUGUUGGGCAUCUCAUUAAGGACCUUGUGCACGACUUUGUGGAUUGGUUAUUUGGACCAACUCCAGAUGACAGCAGCAAUAAAAGCGAUUUGAAAUGCAUUUCCAGUAGCUUGAAUGACGUAAAUAGCCAGCACCAUGGAGGAGGUGAAAAAACAGAUGAACUGGUGAUUUUCAUAGAAGAUCAUUUAUAUUUACCUCAGGACACAUGAAAGUGACUGAACUAUCAAUGUGAGAACACAAUGACAUAGGAAUACAGGUUAUUCUUCUUUAGUUAUUGAAAUCAUAAUGAUAAACUGAAUCCAGCAUUUUCUAUCCCCCAACUCUCAAAUACAGAAUAAACUUGGACAUGAUAAUGACAAGGGAAAUGUUCAUGUUUGCUCAGCUGUCAUCAGAACAUUAAUUGUGAGUAACGACACCCAUAGCUUUGGACUUGGUAAUUGAUGAUUUUUUUAUAUUCAAAUAUUUUCUUGACAUUGCUUUUGUAUAUCACGUGGAUGUGGAAAAAGGAGCAAUGUCAUUUACCGGCACAAUCAACAAGGGGCCUACUCCUGGAGGAGUUUUCAUCUCAGGGACUAGUGUCCCUUUAAAAUUUCAACACAAAUAUGAACUGUGUACCAACUACUGAUUGUUGUUUAAAAUUAUUUCAAUUAGAAUAAUGUUGGUGAUUCACAGGGAUAUGAAAUGCACUGUCAUUUUUCAAUCGAACCAUUCCAUUGAAUUUUUUAAUUGAAAAGUUUCAGCUGAAUUAUUUAUGAGAUAAGAAUGCCUAGAAAUUAACAUUGAUAUAACUUUUUUCUCAGAAUUUGUCAAAGUAAAUUGUAGUGUAUUGGAUCUAUUGUUUAUGUGGUUGUUAUAAUGUCUGUCUUCAAAUUCUAAAAUGAGCAAUUGAUAGAAAAAAAUUCCUCCCCAUUCACUGUGUUACUUAUUUCUCAACAUAUCCUAUGGUAGUGAGAGACAUUUUCACAAAAUAAUGCAGCCACUCGGCUGUGAACAGAUAGGUUGCCGGCAGAAUGUUACUGCAAUUUGAAUUUGGAUCAAAUUUCUAGUAGAUUUUAUUGUAAGAUUCCAAUAUUAACUAACAACAACUGUCUGUACACUUUGGCUAGUCUUUUAGUAAAAAGCUUUCUGUAACUGAAUAUUUUGACAGUGAAUAUGAAGAGUUUCCCUUGUGCUUGAUAAGUGUUUGCAAUGUUUAACAUACCUUUUGCCCCAAUUCUAUGUUGAACAAGUCAAGAAAAGUUGCGUCAGUGCCUGAAAGUGUUGACCAUAAAACUUCUUAUCACUUAAAUAUAUUUUACUUCUGAGCUAAUUCAAAGAUUUUGUGCUUUUACAUCUCAUUUGUAGUUUGGUGUAAGUUUAAAUUGUUACAAUAGAUCUAUUAAUGGCAUAAUUGUAAACUAGAAAACCAUGAAAAGAAAUUAAAAUAUAUUUUGUGUUUAUAUGUACUUUUGGAG